AUGUUACAAGCUCUGUGCAGCAGGAGCCUUCAGGCAGCCCGGCUCUGUGCCCCCAGGAGAGCCGUAGUAGUUGAAGUGGUCCGCGGUAGAAAGUCCCGCAGUGACCCGAUAGCUAAGUCCAAAGAGGGGCGAAUCAAAACCCCUCCGCCCGUGGACCCAGUUGAGAUGGUGGUUCUGAAGGAGAGAUACGAGGAGUACCAGCUCAUCAUCAGUGCUCUCCGAUUGGAGUUUAAAGAGGAGGUGCAGAGGAAGAAAUAUGAAGCAGAGACCGGAUCUAUGGCCGAGGAGCGAGCACGGAAAGAGGCAGAGGAGCACAGUGCUCUCAUGGCAUGGAACAGAGCAGAGAACCAGCGCAUGCUGCAACUCAGGCUGCAGAGGGUUCAAAAGGAGAAGGAGGAAGUUGAACAAAAAGAAUUUGAGGCUGCUCUUGAGCGGGAACAAAAGCGACAAGAAUUUAUCAAAUUGAAGGAAGAGGAGCUUUUACGCUUACAGGAGGAAGCAAAACAUUUCAUCACACUGGAGAAUUUAGAUCAGAGAAUUGAAGAGGCAUUGGACAAUCCCAAAAAUUACAACUUUGCCAUUGACAAAGAAGGACGGGUUAUAAAACAGACUGUUCUAAAGUGA
This is a messenger RNA of Knipowitschia caucasica, 624 nucleotides long. NCBI's taxonomy places the organism in Eukaryota, Metazoa, Chordata, Actinopteri, Gobiiformes, Gobiidae. The record is from the annotation of a GenBank genome assembly.